AUGACAGAGCGGAGGUCCAAUAGGGCCAGAUCAAAUAUAAGUUAUUCAAAGUAUCAUGAAGGUGAUGAUGAUGAUGAUUUUGCUGAUCCUACACCACCAAUGAGAAAGUUAAAGAAAGACAAAGAGAAUUGUAAUAUAUCAACAAAACAGAAAGAAAAAUUAUCAACUACUGAUAAAAAGACAAAGAGUCGGUAUGUAUUUAAAUGCGUAAAUCAGUGUCGUGUCAGCAGUACAUUGAUUAUUCAUGAUAUUAAAAUGAAGAAUGAUGAUGAAAUAGAAGUGAUAUCUUCUACCACUGUUUCUGAUUCUUCUCUGAUGUACAAUGAUUAUUAUAUUGUAGAUAGUAAAGUGAAGCAUGAUGAUGAAAUAGAAGUGAUAUCUACCACUGUUUCUGAUUCUUCUCUGAUCUACAAUGAUUAUUAUAUUUUAGAUAUUAAAAUGAAGAAUGAUGAUGAAAUAGAAGUGAUAUCUUCUACCACUGUUUCUGAUUCUUCUCUGAUCUACAAUGAUUAUUAUAUUGUAGAUAUUAAAGUGAAGAAUGGAGAUGAAAUAGAAGUGAUAUCUUCUACCACUGUUUCUGAUUCUUCUCUUAUCUACAAUGAUUAUUAUAUUGUAGAUAUUAAAGUCAAGAAUGAUAAUGAAAUAGAAGUGAUAUCUACCACUGUUUCUAAUUCUUCUCUGUUCUACAAUGAUUAUUUUAUUGUAGAUACUAAAGUGAAGAAUGGAGAUGAAAUAGAAGUGAUAUCUUCUACCACUGUUUCUGAUUCUCUUCUGAUGUACAAUGAUUAUUAUAUUGUAGAUAUUAAAAUGAAGAAUGAUAAUGAAAUAGAAGUGAUAUCUACCACUGUUUCUGAUUUUUCUGAUCUACAAUAUUUAUUUUAUUGUAGAUAG
Lottia gigantea (owl limpet) is the source of this 891-nucleotide messenger RNA. RefSeq lists its product as hypothetical. The transcript has 4 exons. NCBI's taxonomy places the organism in Eukaryota, Metazoa, Mollusca, Gastropoda, Lottiidae. Bases 1 to 891 code for a protein of 296 amino acids. The record is from RefSeq and is a predicted model, not a curated record.